Molecule: messenger RNA, 3138 nt
Organism: Serendipita indica DSM 11827
Lineage: Eukaryota; Fungi; Basidiomycota; Agaricomycetes; Sebacinales; Serendipitaceae
Source: the annotation of a GenBank genome assembly
AUGGACGCCCUCGUCCCACUCCACGACGCUGCCCAUCCCCAGCAGCUCCCCUCGUCGCUCUCGGUGCUCUCGAGCGCCCUCUCUAGACCGCUGACACCAGCCGAAACAGAAAGACUCGUUCAGCUCGACCGUCUCAGGCAGUUUCUCGCCACUGCUCCUUCCCACUGGUCGUCGUCGUCGACGGCCUCGUCCGCCCGCCAGCCACAGCACGCCCAGCUCUCUCAUGCGGGUUCUACACAUCCUGCUCUCAACCGCUUUCUCCUCCCGUCGGGCGAAUACGUCUCGUGCGUCCUCUGGUCGGGUCUCUACCACAUCACCGGCACCGACAUUGUCCGCGCCCUCGUAUUCCGCUUUGAAGCAUUCGGUCGUCCCGUCGUCAACAUGAAAAAAUUCGAAGAAGGCGUCUUUAGCGACCUCCGCAAUCUCAAGCCCGGCACAGACGCCUGCCUCGAGGAACCAAAGUCGCCGUUCCUUGAUCUACUCUUCAAAUAUCAAUGCAUCCGCACUCAGAAAAAGCAAAAGGUCUUCUAUUGGUUCUCUGUGCCACAUGAUCGACUCUUCUUGGACGCUCUCGAGCGUGAUCUCAAGAGGGAAAAAAUGGGUCUCGAAGUCACCACCGUUCCACGCGGCGAGCCCAGCCUUUCUUUUACCUAUGAUCCCAAGCGCACUCUCUAUGAGCAAUUUCUCAAGCCGCCUUCGAGUGGAGACGGCGAGGGCGCCGACGAAGAAGACGAAUUGAAGAGCGCCAUGGCUAGCCCGACCGUAGCUUCAUUCGGCAACCGGGGUCUCAGCGGCCUUGGAAGCAAGCCGAUAAGUGUCGUAUCCCCCGCGGAUAUCAUGUCUCGUAAGCUCCAGGCCACUGCGGCUCUGUCGGGCUUCAAGGAAGAAGACCAGGAUGGUCCAGUCACAUCGACUUCCCACCACGGUUCGCAAGCAGCCCGCAACAAGCACAUUUUCCUCAACAUGUUUUCCAUCUUUGAGGGGAGCCCGACCUACAAGCAACGAAGGAAAAAAGCUGGCAGCAACGCAGGUGCAAAGGCCCAGGUACUCGGAACCAGCUCUUCCAGUGGUCCCGAACUCGCCAAACGACGAAGCACGCUCAUGUCGGAAGCGGUCAUUUCUAGACGCAACUCGACGUUGACGCUCAGCGGCGGCGCCGACCCUGCCGGAUCCUCGCACCUGUCCCACUACGGUUCAGAGCACCCAGCGAGUCGCCCACAAUCGUCGCAGCAACACAUCAUUCAGCAGUUGCCGAGCUACGGACUCAGCAUGAACCCGACCGUAGAGCGCUCCAUCACCGACGACCCGCAGCCUUCUCACGGCGACGAAUACGCUCACAUGCAUCCUUCUUUACAGCCAUCGGGGCAUGCUUCCAUCCAGCCUCCAGAUGCGGCCGCCAUCAAUGGCACGGCGACCACCAAGGCAUUUGUGUGCCCUCUGCUCAUGUGUCGACGGCUCUUCCGCAGUGCUGAACAGCUCAAAAAGCAUAUGUCUGUACAUUCGACGAGCGCGCUUGUCCGUGCAGGCUCCGGAGGUUUACGCUUCCCAUGCAAUCGUCCGGGAUGCCAAAAGGUCUUUACCAGGGCCGAUACAUUAAACUUGCACAAGCAGUCCUGCGCUGGCUGGGACACACGGCCGUCCACCGCAUCGGAACAGGUUGAUCAACUCGAAGAGGAGAGUGGCGACAUGGACAUUGGUCAUAUCCAAGAGAUUGAAGUGCCAGUGGAUUCAAAGUUUGAGGACGAGCCACCCAUGUCCGCGGGUGGAUACAGCUCGGUUUCGCCGCCGCCGCAUGGCGCGAAUCCGCAGAGGAUACCUCCGGACCUUAAUUUGAGUCACCUGCAGCAUUCCCAUCAUGUCAUGCCGUCGUCUCAAGAAAAUGGCAGCGGCGCACCGCAAUUCGCAGUCGUGCCUACCAGCGCAGAGACGAGCCCCUAUGUGGAGACGCCCGACGCGUCAUCUGCCCUCUUGUCGCAUUCGCUCGUGAACGGGUAUCAUUACCAGCAUCACCACCAUCAUCUGAACCAUUACCCCUCUCAUCCCAAUAUCGGCUCCAUUGCCUCUCCGCCCGGAAGCGCUCAUUCGCAUUCGAGCGUCGGUGGCCGAAGUGUGUUCAUGCAGCAACAAGCGCAAGGCAAUCUUCAUCCUGCGCGCUUCCAAAGCCCAGAAUUUGGUCUCUACAACUAUGCAGGACAGCCGUCUUCUGCGCCAUCGCACAAGGCAACCUUUGAUCAAAGUUCGCUUUACCCGCCAAUUCACUCGCACCAUCGUCAGACAGGCGGAAUGGUCGGCGUAUCGCUGCGGCGCUACCGCUCAGCCGCUCCUGCUAUGACUGGCACCUCCGGCGCCGGCGGACUACGCAUGGGCAAUGAUGGACGUCCAUUGUCGACCCAUCCGAUGAUCGACAGUCGACCGGCAAGCUCCGCUGGCGAGUCGAAUUACGACUAUGGCACCGUCAUUGUGAACAGCUCGAUGCUCGGUCAGGGACAAGGUAACACCUUUGCAUACAGCAUUGACAGCGGUGAUGGCCAGGGCGCGACCAUGAGCUACGUCCCACCAGACUCCGCAGCAAUGUCUGGCGUGGGCGGUGAGCCUGGUUCGGAGCACUCGAGCCCCAUGUCCUAUGGGAAUGGAACGCUUGGAGCAGAGUACGGAGACUCCAACUCGCCGUAUGAUGGAUCAAAUGGAGGCUCGCCAGGCAGCGUCGGCGGACAAGUUGCCAAUGUACCCAUGAUGGCCCCCGUCGCAAUGGUCCACCCGAUGCAUGAUCAUCCGGCCUUUCAGAUGAGAGGUCACGCUCACUCUCUAUCGUCGGAGAUUGCUACACAACAGAUGCAGCAAUACGUCGACUUGGAUGGAUUGGCCGGCGAGAGUGAAUCGACCAAUAUGACGACUGGAGCUCCGGCUUCAUACUCGCAUCAUGCAUCGCAGCAGCACCAACAGCAGUAUCAAGAUGAUCGCCGACCAGAUGUUGCAGCGUAUGCCGGUCAUCCGGAAGCAGAGUCGCACGAAGAGCUCUACCAAUACCACUACCAGUCUCAUCCGGGGGCCUCACUCCAUGAUCGGGCAAUGCACCGUACCCAGCAGCCUGUCCCGUACGGGUACCCGACUACUAUGGAGCAACCCGUAUCGCUAUAG